Molecule: messenger RNA, 1201 nt
Organism: Chironomus riparius
Lineage: Eukaryota; Metazoa; Arthropoda; Insecta; Diptera; Chironomidae
Source: the annotation of a GenBank genome assembly
GUUGUUAUUUCGACAGAAAGCAGAAAAGUUUAAUAUUUGCAUUGCUGAAAAAUGAACCUAAAAACAUUUUUUAUAAUUUUUAUUUAUGUCCAUGUAUGCUACUCGCAGGAUGAAGAAGCUGAACAAACAUCAACAAUGAUAAUUCAUGACAUCACUACAACAACAGUUAUUCCAAAAGAUCCUGAAACAACUGAGAAAACAACCACAAGUGUUGCAAACAUCAACUUUGAUACACCAGAAAAGGUCUUAGCUGAGGUCAAUGAAGCAUUUGAUGAUCUUAGUCGAACAGUUAACGAGACAUUGUUAAAUUUUAAUGAGGCAACAAGAGACAAGUUGGAUGAUGAAAGUGGAAACAUUUUUCGUGAUCUUGAGAGAGAAGAAUUGUACAAUUUGUAUCAAGAUGACUGUUCAGUUGAUCAAUUGACAGCAUAUGAGGAAUUCCAAACAGCACUUAAUGGUGUUGUCAAAUUAUGGAUAGAUGCUGAACAUCCCAAAAUCGAUAAUGCAUUUAAAAAUGUUUAUUUAAAGUGGAUUGAGCCAUUUAGACGUGAUGUAGAAACAACAUUAGUGACACCAAUCACCGCUGCCUUAAGAUUUCCAAGAGGAAAGAAGGAUCAAUUUAUUUCAUGUGCCAAUCAAUAUACUCCACAAGUUUUGAAGCUAAUUGAAACGGCUUUUACUAAUGUCUUAGAUUGUUAUAACAUGUCUAUUAGUUAUCAAGAUACAACUCGAUAUGCUGAUCUUAUUGCUGCACUUUAUAAGGAUACUGCUGAAAAAUUUACAAUAUGCAAUCAAGAUUUAGUUUGUUUGAGAAAGUAUUGUCCAAAAACUCAUCUAUUGGUACUGAAAACAACAUCUCAAGCAGCAGACGCAACUAGCUCAAUCGUUAGAAACUUCCAGAAAGAAAUCGAUUUGAUUCCAAACUGUGCAAAUAGUAAAUUUAAUAAUGCAACGUAUUUAAAAAUAAAAGAGGAACUACGUACAGCAAUUAUUCAGUGUUUACGAUAAUAUAUUUUUUAAUUGAAACUUUCAAUAUUAGUGGGGGCUAUUCGUAAAUGAUGUAAAACUUUUUAAGAGAUUGGGGUCUGUUUCUAAGCGAGGCUACCAUUAGAAAUGAAUUUUUAUAUGAAUAUGUUGUAGCAAGUAAAGCGAAGCUGUUUAAAAUUUAAUUGUUCAAUAAACGUCAUUUAUGAACAUCCCC